UUAUUUUUGUCAAUUAUCGUUUGAGGCUUGAGCGCCUUAACUCUGCUAACCAAGACACUAAAAUCGCCCACAAUCCCUUUAUCGUGCCAACGAAUCCUCUCUUCUUCAUUAGCUAUACGCAUAAUUCUACACAUAUGUAUGUAUCAGUUUGAUCAUCUUUCUUAGCCAGAACGAGAAAGACGAUUCAAACUUUCUCCCGAAAGAGAGAAAAAAUAAGAAUAAAAUAAGAAAGUUGGUGCUUCUACAGACUUCCGAAUGUCCAAGCGUUUCAGCUUCACGAAGACGAAGAACAAGUGCUACCGAUCGGCCUUCAACAAAUCGGGCCUCCGAUCCACCGUGACGGACCUCAAAGACGGGACCGUCAUGCACUGUUGGGCCCCCAAGGAGCCCAAAGAGUCCAAGCCCAAUCUCCUCCUGAUCCACGGCCUGGGCGCCAACGCAAUGUGGCAAUGGGGCGACAUGGUGCGCCACCUGGCCCCUUUAUUCAAUCUCUACAUACCGGACCUGGUGUUCUUCGGCGAGUCCUACACGAGCAGGCCUGAGCGGGCCGAGUGGUUCCAGGCCCAGUGCGUGAUGCGGGUAAUAGAAGCCUUAUCGGUGCGGAGGCUAAGCCUGGUGGGCCUGAGCUACGGCGGGUUUGUGGGCUACAGCCUGGCGGCCCAGUAUAGGGAAGUGGUGGAGAGGGUGGUGAUAUGUUGCGCCGGGGUGUGCAUGGAAGAGAAGGACUUGAGGGAAGGGCUGUUUGCGGUGUCGGAUUUGGAAGAGGCCGCGAGAAUUUUGGUGCCCCAGACGCCCCGGAGGCUUAAGGAAUUGAUGGGGUACACUUUCUUUAGGCCCUUGCCUUUUGGAUUGCUACCAUCUUGCUUGCUUAAUGAUUUCAUUCAUGCAAUGUGCACGGAAUAUGUAGAAGAGAAAAGAGACUUGGUCCGGUCCAUUCCCAAAAACAGAAAACUUUCAGACCUUACCAAGAUUCAUCAGCCAACUCUGAUAAUCUGGGGAGAACAUGAUAAAGUAUUCCCUUUAGAACUUGGCCACAGAUUAAAAAGGUAUUUGGGGGAGAAUGCUCAGCUAGUAGUUAUCAAGAAUGCAGGGCAUGUUUUCAAUAUUGAGAAGCCCAAGGAGUUCUACAAGCACUUGAAAACUUUCCUCAUUGAUAAACAGCCGCCUCUUAUCAGCCCAUCUUCUGAGACGCCUCAAAAUCAUACAAAUGACACUUAACUAAGGGGCUGAAAAGAAUAUGCAGUUUUGAACCUUUUCUUUUCUUCCUGAACAACUUAUUCAAACCCCAUUAGUUAUGUCCCUGUUAUCAUGUAAUCUAAACCAGACAUGAUAUUAUUUGGCAACGCUCUCUCAAAGUUUCUAGACAUUUUUACUAAACCUUGUAUUGUUUAUGUAAUUUAACUAUAUGUAAUGAGGACAUCAAGACAAUUUUAAUACAU
Morus notabilis is the source of this 1439-nucleotide messenger RNA. Its product is annotated as monoacylglycerol lipase ABHD6. The transcript is spliced from 4 exons. Bases 256 to 1218 code for a protein of 320 amino acids. Lineage: Eukaryota; Viridiplantae; Streptophyta; Magnoliopsida; Rosales; Moraceae. Gene Ontology annotation, molecular function: catalytic activity. The record is from RefSeq and is a predicted model, not a curated record.